GCCGGCGAGACCAUGAAGAAGUUCUCCCGGAUGCCCAAGUCAGAGGGCAGCGGCAGCGGCGGGGCCGGCGGAGGGGGCGGCCCAGGCUGCCCCGGCGGUGGCGGCGGCGGGUCCGGAGGCGGGACCGGAGCCUCAUCCGUCGGAGUCCGCGUGUUUGCUGUGGGCCGCUAUCAGGUCACGCUGGAGGAGCAGCUUGCCGAAGGUGGUUUCUCCACUGUGUUUCUGGUACGGACACAUGGUGGGAUACGAUGUGCAUUAAAACGAAUGUAUGUUAAUAACAUGCCUGAUCUGAACAUCUGUAAAAGAGAAAUAACAAUUAUGAAAGAGCUAUCUGGACAUAAGAACAUAGUGGGUUAUUUGGACUGUGCUAUUAAUUCAGUUAGUGACAAUGUAUGGGAAGUACUCAUAUUAAUGGAAUAUUGUCGAGCUGGACAGGUGGUAAAUCAAAUGAAUAAGCGGCUGCAGACAGGUUUUACUGAGCCAGAGGUGCUGCAGAUAUUCUGUGAUACCUGUGAGGCUGUGGCUAGACUGCAUCAGUGUAAGACUCCAAUUGUACACCGGGAUCUCAAGGUAGAAAAUAUUUUGUUGAAUGAUGGUGGAAACUAUGUCCUUUGUGAUUUUGGCAGUGCAACUAAUAAAUUCCUCAAUCCUCAGAAAGAUGGGGUAAAUGUAGUGGAAGAAGAAAUUAAAAAGUAUACAACUCUGUCAUACAGAGCUCCUGAAAUGAUCAACCUUUAUGGAGGGAAACCUAUCACCACCAAGGCUGAUAUCUGGGCAUUGGGAUGCUUACUGUAUAAACUUUGCUUCUUCACUGUUCCCUUUGGGGAGAGUCAGGUUGCUAUUUGUGAUGGCACUUUUACUAUCCCAGACAAUUCUCGUUAUUCUCAUAACAUACACUGCUUAAUAAGGUAUAUGCUUGAACCAGAUCAAGACCAUAGGCCUGAUAUUUUCCAAGUGUCCUAUUUUGCUUUUAAAUUUGCCAAAAAGGAUUGUCCAGUUUCUAACAUCAAUAAUUCUUCUCUUCCUUCGUCUCUUCCUGAACCUCUGACUGCUAGUGAGGCCGCUGCUAGGAAAAACCAAAUAAAAGCCAGAAUAACAGAUACUAUUGGACCAACAGAAACCUCAAUUGCCCCAAGACAGAGACCAAAGGCUAAUUCAAGCACUGCCACUGUUAGUGUACUAGCAAUUCAGAGCUCAGCCACACCAGUUAAAGUACCUGUUCCUAGUGAAAUUGGUAACCAUAGGCUAAAAGGAACCUUGAAACUUGGAAACAAUCAAGAGAUGGUGUUGACUCAGAGUCAGCAGCCUCCACAGCAACAUAGAGUACUACAGCAAUUACAGCAGGGUGAUUGGAGAUUGCAGCAACUUCAUCAUAUACAUCACCCUUACCAAUACCAGCAACAGCAGUUAUUCCAGGAUGCAUAUGUUCAGCAGCAGGCAAUGCAGCAGCAACAGAUAGUCCAACAACAAUUUUUAAUGCAUUCAGUGUAUCAACAACAAUCUUCUGUAUCCCAGUACCCUGCAAUGAUGCAGCAGUAUCAACAGACUUUCUUACAGCAGCAAAUGCUUGCACAGCAGCGGCAGCCACAGCAACAACAUUCACCUGAGUAUCUUACCUCCCCUCAAGAGUUCUCACCAGUUUUAGUUUCCUGCCCCUCAUCCCUUCCUUCCCAGGUUGGAGCCAUAAUAGACUCUUCUUACAGUGCCAAAAGGGCAGUUCCUGAUGCAGAGGCAGCUGCUACUUUUCCAAAUCAAAACCUCAAUAACCCCCCUGACAUGUCGGGCUGGAAUCCAUUUGGAGAGGACAAUUUCUCUAAGCUAACAGAGGAGGAGCUCUUGGACAGAGAGUUUGACCUUCUGAGAUCAAACAGGUUCGAGGAGAGAACAUCCUCAAAUAAGAAUAUAGACCCACUUUCUGCUUCACAGAACCACCCUCCAGAAGAUCCUUUUGGUUCUGUACCUUUCAUUUCUCACCCAGGUUCUCCUGAAAAGAAGGUUGAACAUUCAUCUAGCAGCCAAGAAAAUAGCAUAGGGAGCUCCAUCAAAGAUCUAAAAACAAAUCAGGUAUCUAAUGGAGACCAGGAUGGAAGAAAAAUUGAAGAUGCAGCUUCAGUAAGGGGGCAUAUGCAGAAGAGGAGUGAUGAAUCUGAAAGUGAUUUUGAGUCAGAUCCUCCAUCUCCUAAGAGCAGUGAAGAUGAAGAACAUGAAGAUGAAGAUGUUCUUCAAGGAGAACAAGGGGAUUUCAAUGAUGAUGACACUGAACCGGAGAAUUUGGGUCAUAGACCUCUUCUUAUGGAUUCUGAAGAUGAGGAGGAAGAAGAAAAACAUAGCUCUGAUUCAGAUUGUGAUCAUACCAAAGCAAAAUAUGCUGAUGGGAGCUCUCUCAGUAGGUACAGAGGCCAAGCUGGAAGCAGUCAGGCCAGAGCUCCUGGGAUGCCACUCUCCAGUCCAAUCCAGUACCCUCCUGCUGGAGAAAGAGUCACCCCCAGACAGGAAUUUGAUGUGUUUGGCUCAGUCCCUUUCUUUGCGCUUCAUACUCAGCAGCUACAGCACAAAGAAACAAAUGAGAAAAAUGUGUCUGCCCCAACUGUUUUUCAUAAUGUGGCAGCAGAGCAGGAUGACUUUGAUGUAUUCACAAAGGCACCCUUUAGCAAGAAGAUGCCAGUGCAGGAUUGCUCUGGGUCAAGGUCUGAGGCACAGACUCUUCCUAUGUGCCCCAGAAGUUUAGACAUAUUUGGCUGUACUCCCUUUCAGCCCCUGCCCACAUCCACACAUGAAAGUGAAAACAAAGAGGAUCUUUUUGGCCUCGUGCCCUUUGAGGAGAUAGCUGAGUGUCAGCAGCAGCAAAAAGUGAAACAGCGAAGCCUGCAGAAGCUCUCCUCCCGUCAAAGGCGCAUAAAGCAGGAGGUAUCAAAAAGUAAUGGGAAACGACAUCAUGGUACUCCCACUAGCACCAAGAAAACUUCCAAGCCCACGUAUCGGACACCAGAGAGGGCUCGCAGGCACAAGAAAGUAGGUCGGCGAGAUUCUCAGAGUAGCAAUGAAUUUUUAACUAUAUCAGACUCUAAGGAAAACAUCAGUGUGGCAUUGACUGACAGUAAAGACAGAGGAAAUGCCAUGCAAGCUGAAGAGAACCUGUUAGAUCCUUUUGGUGCCAAACCCUUCCAUCCUCCAGACCUGAUACGGCACCCCUCCCAUCAAGGCUUGAGUGAUAACCGUGGGGACCACAGUAUAGCAUUGCCUGGGAGACCGAGGCAGAGUUCAUUACAUGGGUCAUUUCAUAGUGUAGAGGGAUUGAAAAUGGAUGAUUUUGGUGCCGUACCCUUCACAGAACUUGUGAUACAAAGUGUCACACCCCAGCAGUCCCCGCAGUCCCAACAAGGAGAGUUAGAUCCAUUUGGUGCUGCUCCAUUUCCUUCUAAGCAGUAGAUGCUUCUAACAAACUUUUUUCAUUGACUCCAAUUUUUAAAAAGUGAAGUCUGUUUUAUGAAUUUUCAAGAAGAUAAUUUGUAUAGCUCUUUGUACCACUCAUUAUUGCAGGUCAAUUAGAUUAAAAAUUAUUUGAUUUUGUAUAAACCAAAUCGAAAAGGAAGCAUUUCAACAGGGUAGUAACUUGGGGCCCUCUAAAUAUGAGGGUUUCUUCUGAAGAGGAGAAAGGGUAGCAGAUAUGAGCCCUAACAAUCAUUUUAGCUGCUAACUUUCUGGCACAGAAAUAAAAGGUUAUUUCACUAAAACAGUGAUAGAGCCUUUGAAGAUAUUAACUUCUGCACUUUGUGCUGUCUUUCCACUCCUGGGCCAAUAAAGGAAGAUGGGAAAAAGGUCUAACAUUUUAUAUGUAUAACAAAGUGAUGCUUCUUGGAUGCACAGCUCUGGCUCAGUCAGAAUCCAGCAUUAGGAAUUAGAUGUACACCCAAGUUGAGUCAACUCAAAUUAAAUCGCUAAGUGAUUAGAAAGCUAUAGGCCUUCAUGUAGAAUUCAUUGGCUUCAGAACUUGUACAUGCAGAGCCAGAGGUGACUGACUUGUGCCUGACAUCUUUUCUUUACAGUAAGUGCCAUUAAUAUAUUUAAAAACUACACAAAUGCCUAAAAUGGAAACUAAAGAUAAGGAGAAUCCUUUGUUUUGAAGAAAAAGAAAAGCAUGAAUGUAGGAAAACUUAGCAGGGAAAACCGCUAGCAUAAUCAGCACUUUUGAAAAUGUAUCCAUUAAUUAUGAAGGGCUGAUUCAUCCAGUGCUUCAGUAAUGCCCCCAUAAUAGAGCAAAACAUUGAGGACAAAUAAAAGAGAAUUAUGCAGACUAUGAAUAAUUAAGGAGUGUAGCUAAAAAAAAUUUCAUUUCAUGAGUAAUUUUACUGCAGAAAUUAUAUAUAAAUCAUGUUGCAUUUAAUAUUUUGUUUACUAUCAUGUAUUGCUCAUAUGAAAACUACUUUAUUUUUGGAGGGUAAAGUAGCAUUUGCCAAGUACACUGAAGUGAAGUACAUUUGAUACCAGUUAACAGGUACAGCAGAAUACAAAGUACAGGUAAUUCCCAUAAGUCUGGUCCUGUUCAAUCAGGCAAUUUCAUAGCAUACCACAAAGCCUUACAGGCAGGACCCUACACCUGCAACAAGUACCUCCAUAUUAAAGUACCUCUUUUCCAAGAGAUGCACACAAUUGUACAAAAAAAAAAAGAGGCAAAAGCAUUAGACACUGAGAGGUAAUUUGUGUCAACCCACUUGUAAAUGAUGAGAUCUUAGUUACCAAAUUAUUUUUCUCAGUACUGCAAAUCCUGCUUGGAAACUUGAAAUAUUCACAGAAAUUUUCAUCAUGUCUGUAAGGUAGAAAUUACAAAUGUGAAUGACUGAACAUCUCUGUGAAAAUAUGUAUAUGUAUCGCCAAUGUUCUCACUACUCCUCCAUUGUCAUAGUGGAUGAAAACAAUUUAAGACUAUUUAAAUGGCUCUUUCUUGAAUUUAGCUUGGAUUGACAUAACAAUAGAAAUUUUCAAGAUAACUCAAAAAGGGAAAAAAAAUCAGUUUGAAUUCUUGAUUGUUAUGCAUUUAAAAUUCAGCUCUUUUGGAACCCUGGUAAUGCAUUUCUGUUAGUAAUUAGUCUUCUUGGCAGUAGAACCCCAUUAGGAUGUCCUAUGUGCAAAUUUUCCUGGGAAGACAUGAAUUAACUUUGGAAAGAAGCCAAAUGUAUAUAUAAUUUAAUUACACACCUAUCUCCUUAUUCCUUUUUUUUUCUGUUUUCUAGAAAAUGCUGAAUCAUAUUAAAAGCUGUGCUAAGGUCAAUAUACAGAAUUAUUUAUAGGGUGGCCACAGGCUAGUAUUCAACUUAGUACUUCGACUUGGAACCGAACUUGAUUGCUCUGUAUAUUAGAUUUUUAUCAUUUGUUUCUUCUUUGUGCCAAAGGCAAAUAUGUUUGCACCUUUUUUUUUUUUUUAAUUCUCAGGUUGAUUAGAAUAAUUAACUCAACUUCAAGUGGAUGUCAGUUAAAAAGAAAAUAAACUGAAAUUACUUCAAAGUGAAAAUAAUUGGAUUGAACAAAUAUUAACUACCCACUAAGGCAUUAUGCUAGGCACUGGAAUAUAAAGUUAGGACACAAUUUGUAAGGGGUUUACGUCAAAUGGGGAAAAAUAUGUACCCAACUAAUUGAGAUGAGAAUGGGUGAGAGGAAGUGCAGUAAUUAAUUAUGCUACUUGGCAAAUUCAUGAGUUAUUCAUGAGAUGAACAGAAAAUGCCAGGCCGUAUACACACACACACACACACACACACACAUAUAUAUAGGUAUACACACCUUAUAUGUAUAGCUACACAUUAGUCAAGAUGUAUAUCAUCCUAUCUUUGAUAACAGCUUUGGUUUUUUUGGUUGCUGGCUAUAUGCCAGAAUUUAAGCUACUAACUUUUGAUAGAAGCAGUGAUGUGUGUGUGUGUCUUUAAUAAUAAUACUAAAUGAACAAUAUAUAGAGAGCAAAUCUUGUAAUCAUCUCAGAUUUUUAGGUCCUGUUUAUUUGCUUGCCUUUCUGAAUGGAAACACUUACAUAGGUAAGGAGGACCUCUUACUCUUAGGUUUGCCAUGUUGUGUGAUAACUACGUUGAAAGAUAUUGUACACAGCACUGUUAAACAUUUUGUGGCACACAUAUUCAGUGUAGUGUGACCCAAGUGAGAACUUUCUCUUUUUUAAGGUUGUCCUAAAGAGAACCUGGCUUACCAGUCAGGUCAACUUACCUUCAGAGAACCUGGCAAGUUCCCUUGAUGUUGAGCCAUUAAUCAUUUUCCAAGGACAGACUGGCCACUGUUUUCUCUCUUCUUAUUCCUGCUACUCUGUCCCUCAGAAAAGGGCCUAAGCGCAGAUUAUCCCACUAGGAAGUUCCACAAAUAAUGUAUAAGGUAGUUGCUUCAAGCAAUUCUCUUUAUCAAUUCAAGGAGCUUCCACACUGAUAAAAUCACAGAUUCUUGAGUUAGUUCAGCCUUGGUUAAAGCAAGAAACUUAAGAAAAUUCAUUUUUCCUUAGUCUUUUUUCUUUGCCCUCUUGUACCCCUUUAACAAUCUUAACUCCACAAUCUAGUGCAUUUUAGCAAUAUUGAGGGAUACAAAAUGCUGUCUCUCUUAAACUGACAAAAUUACUAGUCAAGAGUUCUUUAAUAGCUUUAAUGAAAGGUGUUUGUUACAUUAUAUUUUUUAAAAACUGACUCAUUUACCUAGUUGGCUGUACUUCAAUGUUUCUAUCAUAUUCACUAUAAAAGCAGCCUAGCAUACUAGAUAGAAAGCCUGUCUUAAAAUGAGGAACUGGAUUCAGGUUCUGCCUGUCACAACAUGACUUGUGACAAUGGAGAGGCAAGGCCCUUAACUUGUCAGUGCCUCCAGGCAAUUCCCCAACACUGUUACUUGAUGAACAGUUGAUGACCUGCAUCAGUAGGAGUUUCCUUACUGAGAGGUCCCUAAUAACAGAUCUUGACUUUGUUCCCAAAACUAUUUUCAUGCUAAAAUUAUUUUAUUGAAGCAACUUGACAGUAUCAAAAAGAUUAUAUUUGCUCAGUUACAAAAAUUGACUUUUGUUUGUUGGUUGUGUAUUCAGGUAAGGAAAAAGAUAAAGAUUGGGAAUGAUCAAAAUUUUAAUUGAAUAAUAUUGUUUGUUAGGGGAAAAAAAGACAUCAUUAUGGAAAAUAACUGCAGCUUUCUUCCUCUCCUCCUUUCUCCCCACCUCUCUUCCCCUCAGCUUUAUGUGUAUGUAUGUGUGUAUAUAUGUAUAAAAUGUUAUGUGACCAUAUCUGGUGAAAACAGAUGGAUGCAAUAUUAGUCAUGUCUCAUUUAACAAUAAUUAACUGUCGUCCUUUAGUAGAAAACUGUAAAGAUCUUAGUUUUUUUUAUUUUAAUGCUCAUUAGGCCUUGAUUAUUGCAGUCACUCUGCUGACUUUAUUAGGAUAUUAAGUAUUGCUCAUUAGGUGUCAAAGGAGCAAUGGUACUAAAAUCCCUUGGCUUAAUUUGUUUUAAAUGUGAGCAAAAAAGCCCUGGCUCUAAGGGAUUUUAGAUUUGGGAUGUAUAAUGGAUAUACAAUGAUAAUGACCUUUUCAUUUCCCCACUUUUUUUUUUUGAGUGAAACUAUUCUUAUUGGAAGUACUUUUUUCACUGUUAAUAAGAUCCACAUAUUGAAAUGACACAUCUACUGUGAGAAUGAGAUGACAUGUUUACUGUGAGAACAUAACUGAUAGUUUAUCUGAAAAAUUUUUAUACUCAUUUUAUUUAUAAAUAUAUACACACAUGCAUGCACCUGUCACACUUUACUACUGUAGAGUUAAUGUGAAAUUUAUUUUUUUUAAGUCAUUGCAACAACAAUCAUUUUCAUAUAACUAGGAGAAAAUCAGUUCCUGGUGAAUGAACAAAAGCCACUAAAUUUAAAAGCAGGAUGCAACUGUAAAGGGUAAUGUUAGUGUUUUUUUUUUUUUUUUUUUUUUUUGUUGUUGUUGUUGUUUUAAAUAGUGCUACUAUUGAAAGGAAAAAAAUAAAUAAAUGUUUAUAUACUAA
This is a messenger RNA of Antechinus flavipes (yellow-footed antechinus), 8004 nucleotides long. It is a transcript of the gene BMP2K, whose product is annotated as BMP2 inducible kinase. The coding region runs from base 13 to 3429 and encodes 1138 amino acids. NCBI's taxonomy places the organism in Eukaryota, Metazoa, Chordata, Mammalia, Dasyuromorphia, Dasyuridae. The transcript is spliced from 16 exons. The record is from RefSeq and is a predicted model, not a curated record. Gene Ontology annotation, biological process: protein phosphorylation. Gene Ontology annotation, molecular function: ATP binding; protein kinase activity.